Messenger RNA from Torulaspora delbrueckii, 645 nucleotides. It is a transcript of the gene MRPL6, whose product is annotated as mitochondrial 54S ribosomal protein uL6m. Bases 1 to 645 code for a protein of 214 amino acids. NCBI's taxonomy places the organism in Eukaryota, Fungi, Ascomycota, Saccharomycetes, Saccharomycetales, Saccharomycetaceae. Gene Ontology annotation, cellular component: ribosome; mitochondrial large ribosomal subunit. The record is from RefSeq and is a predicted model, not a curated record. The transcript has a single exon. Gene Ontology annotation, biological process: translation. Gene Ontology annotation, molecular function: structural constituent of ribosome; rRNA binding.
AUGUCGCUUGGUUUAAAACGGUUCUUCUCUUUGACCGGUGCAUUGAGGUCGCACAUCGGUAGUGCAGCAGUGUAUCUAACGCCUCAGACAAAGGUUAGUGUUCAACCGCUAAUAGUCCCUAAAGUAAUCCGUAAGGGCAACAAAUCCAUGUCUCUAUCCAAAAUUACUACUAUUGAAGGCCCUAAGGGCCGUAUCGAGAUGGAGAUCCCAGAUUUUGUGAGUGUGAAACUGGAGGACGACAAUGCCAAACUUACCGUAUCCGUGGUGAACCCUGAGGAGAAAAUGCAGAGAUCCAUGUGGGGUACCGUGAGGUCGCAUCUAAAUAAUCACAUCAUUGGUGUCAACGAGGGCCAUUUGGCUUCGCUGAAAUUCGUAGGUACCGGUUACAGAGCACAAUUGGAGCAGAAUAACACGUUUGUCAACGUCAAAGUUGGCGCCUCCGUUAUGCAGGGACUUACAAUACCAGAAGGGAUUACUGUAAAGUCUCCAGCGCCUACCUCUUUGCUGAUCGAGGGCUGUAACAAGCAACAAGUUCUCCUAUUCGCUGCAAAUCUGCGGAAAUUUCACCCCCCAGAGCCAUACAAAGGUAAGGGAAUCUAUGUAAAUAGCGAGACCAUCAAAUUGAAAGACAAGAAGAUCAAAUGA